GAGAGAGAGCAAACAAGAUGUGUAGGCUUUGUCUAAAGCGAAACUACAGGGAGGAGGAGGAGGAGACAGACAUUUUGCCUGUCAGAGAGUGAAAAGAGAAGCACAGGGCCAACAACAGACAACUGUGGCUGUAAAAAAGACAUUUAAGUGCUUCCUAAAUCACGGGGAGAGAGGAGCCGUCCUGCUGUCAGACACACAAAGAAAGAGACAAAUUCAGAGCAUGAGCGCGAGCAGCGAAGCCACAGCUUGGGCUGAUUAUUGAUUGUUACUAAAAACUGAGUGCUUUACCUGCCUGGAACAGUACGGACUGGAGAAUAGCCUCCAGUGAAGGAGGGAGGGAGGGAGGGAGGGAGGGAGGGAGGGAAGGAAGGGUUGACCAGUAAGAAAGAGUGAGAGGCAGAGCGGGGAGCAAGUUCCCUUCCUCCGUCUCGACCCGUCUCGUCGUCAGGCUGGCUGGGACAGCCAUGGCGUUCACCUUUGCGGCCUUCUGCUACAUGCUCACCUUGGUACUGUGCGCCGCCCUCAUCUUUUUUGUCAUCUGGCAGAUCAUCGCGUUUGAUGAGCUGCGCACAGACUUCAAAAACCCCAUUGAUCAGAGCAAUCCCACCAGAGCGAGGGAGCGGAUCCUCAACAUUGAAAGGAUCUGCAACCUGCUUCGCAGGCUGGUGGUCCCGGAGUAUUCCAUCCACGGACUCUUCUGUCUGAUGUUCAUGUGCGCUGGAGAGUGGGUCACGCUCGGCCUGAACAUCCCGCUGCUCUUCUACCAUCUGUGGAGGUUUUUCCAUCGGCCGGCCGACGGGUCGGAGGUCAUGUACGAUCCCGUCAGCGUGAUGAACGCCGACAUUCUCAACUACUGCCAGAAGGAGUCCUGGUGCAAGCUGGGCUUCUAUCUGCUCUCCUUCUUCUAUUAUCUCUACAGUAUGGUCUACGCCUUGGUGAGCUUCUAACAAAGAGAAGAUCUGAAGAAACAAGAGGAAAGUUCAGUAAGAAAGGCACGGAGGAGCACGUGAAGACAUGAACGCUUCUUCUCCACAAACCUUCUUGCCAUUCUGACCUCGGACAAGAGGAAAAACCUGAGUGAAUGUGAACGUAAAGGUGUUGCCUCAGUUUGAUUGUAUCACCUUAUCCCAGAUACUGUUGUUGGACGACGUUUUUGAACGGACGCAGGUGUUUUGUGUUGCCUUUGACCCAUGAAACAACUUAACAAUAUUUCUGAAGGGCUGGAUUUCCCCCUCCCCGCGCUGCUCUUACUGAUCCAGUCGCUCAUCUCACUGUGAAUCUCCAAACACUUAGGGGCUGGAAGACAGAAAA
This is a messenger RNA of Salarias fasciatus (jewelled blenny), 1311 nucleotides long. RefSeq names its product cornichon family AMPA receptor auxiliary protein 2 (gene cnih2). The record is from RefSeq and is a predicted model, not a curated record. Gene Ontology annotation, biological process: vesicle-mediated transport. The coding region runs from base 465 to 947 and encodes 160 amino acids. Lineage: Eukaryota; Metazoa; Chordata; Actinopteri; Blenniiformes; Blenniidae. The transcript has 6 exons.